Messenger RNA from Cavia porcellus (domestic guinea pig), 4761 nucleotides. It is a transcript of the gene Sertm2, whose product is annotated as serine rich and transmembrane domain containing 2. NCBI's taxonomy places the organism in Eukaryota, Metazoa, Chordata, Mammalia, Rodentia, Caviidae. Gene Ontology annotation, cellular component: intracellular membrane-bounded organelle. Bases 1240 to 1512 code for a protein of 90 amino acids. The transcript has 2 exons. The record is from RefSeq and is a predicted model, not a curated record.
UCCACAAGGCUAGGCAGAGCAGAGCUGAGUUGCAACCUUUCCUGCAUGCACUAAACUGUCGCCUGCGAAUGAGGAACUGGGGAUUUAACUAAUUCACCCUGCUUCCAUUCAAGUGUUCCAGAAGGCAGGUGCACGCACAUCCAAAGACUUCCCUUUUCUCUUUGGCGCUUAAAAGAAAAAGGCAUCUGGAAAUGCACUAAUUCAUAGGUGGCAAGUGGCAUUUUAAAUAACUAAUAGAAGAUUUCAUUCUGCUUUUACUGGAAAGGGCUGACUCUUCAGGAUGAUGAAAGAGAAAGCAUAAUUCGCAAGAACAUAGCUCUGCUUCUCUGGCAAAACAAAGCUUUCAGCCUAUUUUUCAGAUAUUCCAGACAUGUUCCCGAACAAGUUGUCUGUCCGUGCAAGCUUUAAAGGUAAUACUUAAAUGGCCAACUGGAGCCAGCAAAGGAAAAUAAGUGUGUUGAAGAAUCUUAGAAGCCAAAUCUUCUGAAACUAGGCCUACUGCUAUCAGCAUCUCUGAGAUCUCCUACAUCUGAGAAUUACCAGGUCUGACAACAUUUCCCCUCCAAACUACACUGAGAGACACCAACAAGGCUGUAAAAAAUUUAUGUCUUCUAGGCUUUCAGCCCUCAAGCUGUGCAGUUGGGCAGGAACUUUAGUCUGCAUCCUCAGGGACAUUCAGAAAGACAGACAAGUUGGGGUGAAAACUCAUAUAUAAUGAGACAGAAAUACAUAAAUGCCUUUAGAAAGUCUCCUCACAGAAAAAUCCAAUUAAAUUUCAUGCAUUUAGUCCACACUCAUAGACAGGCUGUAGGCAAAAGGGAUCCAUCUUCCCUCUAACAAAACACAGUAAAUGUCGGAUAUAAUAUUCUAAGCGAUUCUUGUCCCCAACCAGUAUUAUAAAACAGUUUCACUACAGUUAAUCAGUGUAAGAGUAGGAGUGUGAAAAAUAAAGCUUUAUUUAUAGAUCUAUUUUUUACAGAUCAGUUUUUACUUCAUUAAGAAAUUUUGAUAAAAACCUAUUUGGGAGGAAGGUGCUUACUGUGCUAGAGGACAGAGAGUGUAGAAAUUAUCAAUUUAGAACAUUAUUGUUUUCUUGUCUGUGCACCAUGAUUUCACUCCAAGAGUGAUGAGUUUAUGUCAGAUUGUUAGAAUACCCCAAGCAUAUUCACAGACUGUGUGAGUGACCUGGAAUGCCACCAAGGCAAUAGAAAUCAAAGAGGUAUCAACUCAUACUGAGUGAUGACGGAGGUGUAUUUUAAGUACCAUGGAAAUCUCACUGGGAGGGCCCAUUUUCCUACUCUGGCCACAGAGGUUGACACCACCUCAGAGAAGUAUUCUAACCUGUACAUGUAUGUGGGUUUAUUCCUGAGCCUCCUGGCCAUUCUCCUCAUUCUGCUCUUCACAAUGCUCCUUCGGCUCAAACAUGUCAUUUCGCCCGUCACCUCUGAAAGCGUAGAAAGUGCCCCACAAUUUACAGAUGUGGAGAUGCAGAGUCGAAUCCCCACUCCUUAGAGCCAGAAUGAGGCUGAGAUCUAGUGGAUCUGAUUGAACCCUUGUAUGCUGAUGUGCAGAAAAUGUUGCUUUCUUACACAAAGCUUCCUGUGUAACAAUAACCUGUUAACGUUUUCUUUGUGUUAUUCUUCCUCUUGACUCUGCUUGUGGGAUAUAUAAGAGGCCUGAGACUCAUUCUUUGAAAAGGAUAUAGGAAAUGACAGCUGGUUGGGAGGGCAGGUUUCCAUAGUAACCAAAGAGCCGGGGCCUUCAACAAACCUCAGACCACAGAAAUUCAUAUGAUGCUAUUGUUAAAAAUACAAGAUUCCUACAAGCUAUGAGAACAAGGAAAAUUUUCCUUUGAAAAAUGAGUGUUUCAAGAUGGUACCAUUAAAAAAAACAAGUUUUAACUCUUCAGUUUGGCCCUAAAGAAUCGCCUAUGUUAACAUGAAACUGAAUCUUAUCAGAAGUUAACAGAAGAGGAUCACUAUCCCUUUCCCAAAAGAAUAAUGGUUUCAUCAUUUUGGCUCAUCAAAUCUGUCCCAAAUGAAAGAAGAGAUGUAAAGAAACGGUUUCAAUUUAAGGAGCAGCUUUCCAGAAAGAAGAUGAGUUAAAUUCAUCUAAUAAGAAAAAAAUGUGCAUCUUAUAUCUCUGUUAUUACUAUUACUCGACUUUUAAAAACUCAGAUAAUGCCAGAUGUAUAAUGAAAAUCUGGAAUGAUGAACUGAUCCCAUAUCAAGGAAAAAUUACGUCAAAAUGUUCUCAUGACAAGGAAUUCUACACUACACAUCAGCACCUUUCUCUCCCUUGUGUCAAACUUCAGGAUUAAGUUGCACUCAAAUAAAAACUUUGUAAAAAUGUAGCUUUGAAAAAGAAGGUAUUUUAAGGCAGAAAUGAAAUAAUUUUGAUAUUCUGGCAUUGAAUAAUUUUGACUUUGGAUAAAACUUUCUAUCUUUUGAAGGUGUGUUGUAGGAUUUUUUGUUUGGUUGGUUUUGGGUUUCUGGGUGUUUUUUUUUUUUGCUGAAAAAAAUAAUAACCCGAUCGUCACUGCUAGACUCUUUUUAAGAUCUAAGUACAAGAAAAUAAAUAAAGACAGAGGAAAAAAUUAACACCUUCCAACAAAUCCUUAUUAAGAUAAAUGUCCUAAAAUAACAUAUUGUCUUUCCCAAAAAAUGUUCUUCCUUUCCUUAUCCCUACCAAAAGACCAUUUAUUAUCUUCAGGGAAAAAUAUAUUUUGAAAACUUUCAUUUAAAUAAGUUGCCCUAAUAUGUCAGUAGGGGAGGAUUUUAUUCUUUUAAAUUAAAUUUCCAAAGAAAACCCAAAAGAGAUGAAUACUGUUUACAAGAUAGAAAUCAGAAAGCCAGUAGCAGUUUAGCCACCAAAACACUAUGUUAGAUUCUACAUGCUCAAAAAAUCAGUCAUUCUUUGCAUUUAAAUUUGUCAUCAGAUUGCAUAGGGUACUCCAUGGGGAACUGCAGUGGUGGUAAGAGAGAAGUAGAAUGGAUGCGAAAUUAAUACCUCUAUCACUGUAACCAAUUUAGAUUGGCCCCUUUAUUGUAUUCUAAAUCUAGUGUGGUGGUGAAAUUCCCAAAUGCUUUCCACUUUUGUAUUAAUUUGACAAUGCUCUCCUCUCCAAGGGGCUGAAAAGUGUGAAAUCCCCAUAUGCAGAGCUAAACUUAGCAGCAAGGUAGACUCUGCUCUACCUGUUAAAAUUGUGCCCUGUCAGAGAUGGCAGCUGAAUUCUGCAUCAUUCAGAACAAAUUAGCAGGUAGGCUAAGGCUCGAAUAAGGUAUAUAGUUCGCUUUUUGCUUUCUUUUCUAAAAUGCAAAGUGACUCAUAUUAUAUCUUAGAAACAAAGCCACCUUAGAAACAAAGGUUGUCUUUAUUGAACACACAGAUGUGACGGACUUUUAGUACCAGGGAUCAAACUCAUGACUGCACAUUUGCCAGGCAAGUGCUUAUGCCACCUAGCUAAAUCCCCAGUAGUCAGGGGUUGUGCACUGAGAACAAUUAGAAUCAGGACAUGGAGUUUAUAAUAUUAUUUUUAUGGUGGUCACCCAGAGUUAACACAAGAAAAUGCAGGAAAUCUAUCCACAACACCAAAGACGUAGAAUAUUUAGUCAAAGGCCUAAAUCCUUCAGCAAUGUCGCACAUGAGUCCCGAUGAAAACCCAGAGUUCAUGACACUGCCUCCCAUGAGUUCAACUGGAGGUCCUGAGCCCAAAGGAAGGACUGAUGCCAGUUUCUUUUAUGGAUCCAUGCCAGGAAGGCACAAAGGUCAGCAGUAGAAGCCAGAAGGUCCAUGUCAGUGAGCAGCAGGUCCAUGUCAGUGAGGUGAAGGAGCUGUGCUGGUGGGAUGAGGGUACUAUGCGGGAGCCAAGAAGCCACACGCAUAACAAAGACCAGGGCUGUCCUGAAAAGUAUCACAGCCAUCCUUAGUGACAGGGAGGCCCCCAAGCUCCUCCAGGGAUAAGCACAGUCCAGUACAUGCCAGGCAGCUAGCUUGACGAGUUCAUCCUGCAGACCAAGCAGCACAUGUCUUCUCUAGAGCCAGGAAACAAUGCUCAAUAUGAUGACCAGAGCUUCUCCAGAAGAAUCAAUGGCUCAAUCAGCAACAUGUUGGAGAACCCACAAUACCUCCACACCUUAACACUAUAGCUUUUCCUUCUCACGUCUCUAUUUAUGCUGACAACUUUCCUCAGGUAGAGCAUCUACAUUCAGCACCACAGUGAUUUCAUUCCAUUGGUGUUAAGCUGACCAACAGUUUUUAACACCCAGCUCUUGCCAUGGACUUUUAAAAGAUUAACAUACAUGAAAGCCAUACAUGGACUUCGUCAAAGGCUGGAAUUAUACCUCAGAACUUAAGGACAUGUAUUCACCUGCAUCCCAUCUUCUCCUUUUUGUGUCCACAGUAUUUAAAUGCAUUUUACAGUUGAGAAGUCAGUGAUUGGGUGAACGAAGGAUCUGAUUACAUUUUCAAACAGUAGCAAAUAGGAAGAUAUUUGAUGCAUUGUUGCUGAAUCUUAUGAAGAUAGACUGCAAAUCUGCUCCCUGCUUACGGGACCUCCCCAACCAAAUUUGGGGGGAUUAAAAUUCCCUGUAAUCACUGAUUUAUAUGAUGAUUCAUAAUUUGUGAUCAGGUUACUUACCUAGAAAACAACUAUCCUUUUUAAUCACAACUACCCUCAUGGGAUCUAGCUCUUUUCUGAGCAUUCAUCAAAAACAUACAGCACUGACUGCACUAAAAUAGCAGCAUAACCCCCACAAUUUU